GUUUGGGGAUCUAAUUUUAUUUCGGUCUCAACAAAUAAAACAAAUAUAUCACAUGGAAACGGCUUUAUUGGAGAGGCAGUUCUCGGCAGGGAGCCAUAUAAGGUGCUCCAGGUCGUCAACAAGCGAAACCCUUAUAAAAAAAUAGGAACAUGGAAUGCCAGAACAAUGCUACAAACAGAAAAACUAGAAAAUGUAAAAAUUGAAAUGAAUAGACAAAAUAUAGAAAUAUUAGGUUUAAGUGAAACAAGAUGGGGUGGAAAUGGUGAUUUUACAUCAGAUCAGUACAGAAUAAUACACUCAGGAAAACAAAAAGGAUAA
Molecule: messenger RNA, 318 nt
Organism: Cinara cedri
Lineage: Eukaryota; Metazoa; Arthropoda; Insecta; Hemiptera; Aphididae
Source: the annotation of a GenBank genome assembly